This is a messenger RNA of Hibiscus syriacus, 1796 nucleotides long. RefSeq lists its product as uncharacterized. The record is from RefSeq and is a predicted model, not a curated record. The transcript has 4 exons. Lineage: Eukaryota; Viridiplantae; Streptophyta; Magnoliopsida; Malvales; Malvaceae. Bases 16 to 1569 code for a protein of 517 amino acids.
UGGCGUUGUUCAUACAUGGAGAUUUUUACAAAAGCCAAGUCUGUGAAACUGAGGAGUCACCUCGGGAAAUAUCUAGUCGCCGACGACGACCAAGAAACCGUACGUCAAAGCCGGAACAGUUCCGGAAGAAGAGCUAGAUGGUUUGUGGAGUUCGUUCACGAUAAACCAAACGUUAUCCGCCUGAUGAGCUGCCACGGGAAGUACUUGACGGCCACCGAUAUGCCCUUUCUUUUGGGAAUGACGGGUAACAAGGUACUGCAAACGGCACCCGAUAAGAUGGACUGGAAACUCCAGUGGGAGCCGAUAAGAGACGGCUUUCAGAUAAAGUUCAAGACGUGGUGCGGUAAAUUUCUGCGGGCGAAUGGAGGGACGCCGCCGUGGAGAAACUCGAUCACUCACGACGAUCCUCAUGCCGGAGCGACGCGGAGAUGGGUGUUAUGGGACGUGGAGGUGGUUCAGGUGCCCGAGUCGGAGUCGGUAAUGGAAUAUAUAUCGUCGGUCUCUAGCUUUCCUUCGGUGUCCGAUGAAGUUUUGGACGCUUUGAGCGAUGAUAUUUUGGGGUCAGUGCCACAGUCGCCGACCUCGGUCGUUUCGUCGUUUAAUUCUCCGAGGUUUUCGAUGAUUUCGACGGGGUCAUCAAAGUUGUCACCCAAACAGACGAAUUCUAACAAAUAUCGGAGGGGGAUGGAUUUGUUCCUCAACGCCAAAGCGGUGCGUCUGCGCAGUCACCACGACAAGUACCUCGUUGCCGAGGAAGACGAAGAGUCCGUUUCUCAAGACCGGAGCGGCUCAUCCAAGAACUCCCGAUGGACCGUCGAGUUCGUACCCGGAUUAGAAAACAUCAUCCGCUUAAAAAGCCUUUACAACAAGUACCUCACCGCCUCGAACCAACCCUUUUUACUCGGGAUGACGGGUCGAAAGGUGAUUCAGUCUCUGCCUAGGAGGCUCGACUCAUCGGUCGAGUGGGAACCCAUUAGAGAAGGGAAUAAGGUUAAGCUCAAGACUCGGUACGGUAACUUCUUGAGAGCCAAUGGAGGGUUACCGCUUUGGAGGAACUCGGUCACCCACGAUAUUCCUCAUCGGACCGCCACUCAAGAUUGGGUUUUUGUGGAUGUGGAUAUCAUUGAGAUUCAAAUCAAGUCUCCGAGCAGCGGUCACCAGCCCUCGGCUCCUCCGCACGCUGAUUCGUUGAACUUCGAAUCUACUUCGCCUUCUGCAGUUUCGGCCCAAUCCGGACACUAUUCAAGACAAGAGUCCAGUGAUUCUUAUGUGGGUUCCCCACCGAAAACGGAAGGCAGGACGAUAUACUACCAUAUAGCGGAUGACAAUGGGGAGGUCGACGAUGAGGCGGUGGAGGGUUACUGUCUGAGUUUUAAAGGGAACGAUGUGGCUGAACUGACUCAUAAAAUAAUGGAAGAGACAGGGCUUGAAGAUAUUGUGGUUUGUACUCGCAGUCCUUUGAACGGAACCCUUUUUCCUCUCCGAUUGCAGCUUCCCCCCAACAACGCCGAUAUGCAUGUUGUAGUUGUCCCAUUAGCCUCCAAAGUGGCCAGAAAUUUUGCAAAAUGAGGAAUUGAUAUACGUGAGAUCCAUGGAACGAACGUAAUAGAUACUAUUGAGAUUGUACAUUCUACUCCUCUUCCUUUAGGUUAAAGUAUUCAACGAGUCGGCCAUAGGUUGGGCUAACGUCCAGUGGAGAGGGUGUUGUUAGGAUUUGUUUUGUGUAGAAUAUUGCUUCUUUAUGUACUUCAUUGAUUGGUUUUUUAUGUAUAAACAUUUAUACUCAACUUAUUAGA